Molecule: messenger RNA, 2705 nt
Organism: Branchiostoma floridae (Florida lancelet)
Lineage: Eukaryota; Metazoa; Chordata; Leptocardii; Amphioxiformes; Branchiostomatidae
Product: steroid 17-alpha-hydroxylase/17,20 lyase-like
Biological process (GO): hormone biosynthetic process; progesterone metabolic process
Molecular function (GO): heme binding; iron ion binding; steroid 17-alpha-monooxygenase activity
Source: RefSeq, a predicted model, not a curated record
UCAAAACUCGCUUCGCGCUAGCGGUCGAAACCACUCGGAUGUACGUAGCAUAUAAAAGAGCCAGUGUUGCUUUGGUAUUACUUUAUUAGAGCGCAACUGUUCCUAGAGGAGUUCGUACAUGAUCAUGCAAAGGAGGCUGGCUUUGUUUUCUUGAACUUUGACCUGUCGUGACCCCACUCUACAGGUUUGAUCCUUCGUGAGGACUCGUAAACAACACUGCAGGUGAAAUAAAUCCAUAGCUCCGGCCUUCCCCAGGGUAGGACGCUAAAGGCAGGUCCCGUGUUUGAAGAGAGCCACACCUCGGGUACAUUAAAGGACCCACCGUGCUUAUCGAAAAGGGACGAUGUGGCUGAUGACGAUUACUGUGGGGUUAGUGACCCUGGUUUUGGUCACGUGGUUGAGGGACUAUGUAAAACGAUGGCGGAUGCCCCCCGGACCAUUUUUCUGGCCAAUCAUCGGGAACAUUUACUUUUUUAGUGGUAGGAUGUACACCACCUGCACCGACCUCGCUAAGAAGUACGGAGACGUUUUCAGCCUGAAGAUGGGCAUGACGGACGUGGUUGUACUGAACAGUCUGGAUGCUGUAAAGGAGGCUUUUGUGAAGAAGGGAGUGGACUUUGCAGGCAGGCCUUACAUAUUGUCAAUGGACAUAUUUUCUGAAGGUGGAAAAGACAUUGCCUUCACAGACUACAGCCCUACGUGGAAACUGCACCGGAAACUGUUCCAUGGUGCCAUCAGGUACACCAUGGACGACGAAGAAUUCAACACCCUGAUGAAAAUAAACAAAGACACCGAGGAAAUUGUCGGGCAAGGUCUCCUUGCUGACGUCUACCCUUCACUUCGGUUCCUGCCUUCACCGACCCUAACUACCAUCCGAAAAAUGACGAAACAGUAUAUGGGGAUCAUGCAGCGUCAUCUGGAAGAGCACCGAGAAACGUUUGACCCAAGCAACCUCCGUGACAUCACAGAUCACAUGAUCAAGGCUCAGAAGGAUGCUGAGGAGGAGGGAAUCCAGGACAUCAACUCUCUCACAGACACUCAUCUCAGGCAGACCAUCUCCGACAUCUUUGGGGGGGGUACAGACACAACUAUCUUUACCCUACGCUGGGCCAUCCUGUACCUUGCUGUUUACCCGGAGAUACAGGAGAAGGUGGCUGCUGAGUUAGACAGUGUGGUGGGCCGUGACAGGCUGCCGGAGCUGUCUGACCGUGAGGCCACGCCGUACACGGAGGCGACCAUACUUGAGGUCAUGAGGAUGGGAUCCAUUGCUCCCUUAUCCUUGCCACAUGCUACGACUGUCGACACAACUCUGAGAGGUUACCAGAUCCCAAAGGGUACUUGGGUCAUGCCGAAUCUGUGGGCCCUGCACCGUGACCCUGACACCUGGGGAGAUCCGGACGUUUUCCGGCCUGAACGUUUCUUGGAUGAGAACGGAAAACCAGUACCCAAACCUGCGGCUCUAAUGCCUUUCAGUGCUGGACGCCGUGCAUGUCCGGGCGAAGCCGUAGGAAAAGCUGACACCUUCCUCCUACUGGGCGGACUGGUCCAGAACUUCCGCUUCAGCAUACCUGAGGGUGAGGGGCCUCCUGAUCUCACUCCUGAUGAUAAGACUGGAGGUGACACCUGCAUACCCUACCCAUACAAGGUGGUGAUGACCUGCCGGAAGUGAAUGUUGUGACCUACAGGAAGUCGAACAAUAAGCCCGUUUACAGUUCCAACUGUGAAUUGACAAGUCAAAGGUAAAUGCCCCUGAUAUAAACAAAAUCUUGCCUUGAUUAUAUAUAUAUGGCCCACAUCGGUCGGUUUGUAUUUUAAUGUUCAGACCUGUUUUGUUUAUGUCUCAGUUUUCUUUACCUUUGACAUGCGCAUGCCCAGUUGGAUCCUAGAACGGGCUUAUUCCAAAGGCACAGGCGAACAACAAUGCCAUACUCUGGUUAAAGAUGCCUUUGAAACGAGCCAUCAGCGCAUACGUAUUGCAGGAUUUAAUUUACUAUCACCGGUUUGACUUUGAGUUAGGGGAAAAUGAGGGAUUUUGUAGUGUUUUAAGUUUGUAAUUAAAGCAAUUGUGUGUACUAUAUUUAAUAAAAUGAAAAGCUUUUCGCGGUGUAAUGAUAUCGUAGUGGAGAAAAAAUCAAGAUUUUCCUGAUUUGAAUGAUUAUCAAAUUUCGUACUAUUUGAAUAAGAAAAUGCAGGAAAACCAUAACAUUAAACUGUAUAUAAUAUAAGAUAUAUGAAGCCUUGGUCUACAACCUUUUAGUAAUUUUAAAGAUGUCGAAUUGAGACUAGAUUUUGUUUGAGGUUGUAUCUUAAAAGAUGGAGCCUCAAACGAAAAAAGAAGUCUCAAUUCACCUAAUAGGGUGAAUUGAAAUAAUAAAUAAAGAGUAUAGUAAUACUAUUGUUUAAUGGAUAUGGACAAAGGAGUUGAUGGUUAACAACUGUUUCUGGUUUUUGCUUUAAUUUAGUGUUUUUUUUUUCGUGUGUGUUGUUAGGUGUCCGUAGCUGCCAUGCUAUCCUUUUGUUGUUACUCUGUGACUGAAGGGUAACCUCCAACAGAGUCUUGUUGUUUUUGUUUUUCAAAAAUAAAUAACGAAUGAUUGAAAAAAGUAUCUCAAACCCAUUGACCAUUUAUGUAUGUUCAUAAAUAUCUGGUACAAAUAAACUAUAUAGGGCGCAUAGAUUGCUGUAAUAAAACAUUUUUUACUUGA